Acipenser ruthenus (sterlet) is the source of this 1716-nucleotide messenger RNA. RefSeq names its product EF-hand calcium-binding domain-containing protein 14-like. The transcript has 10 exons. The record is from RefSeq and is a predicted model, not a curated record. NCBI's taxonomy places the organism in Eukaryota, Metazoa, Chordata, Actinopteri, Acipenseriformes, Acipenseridae. The coding region runs from base 103 to 1245 and encodes 380 amino acids.
AGGCUGAUAGUGCAAAAUUCAGUUUGCACCGUGAACGGAAUAUGCUGCUUAUUUUACAGAGAGAAGCUGAUAAACCAUAAUACAAACUGAUUAAGAAAAAAGAUGGCAACAGAAAAGGAGAAAUAUGCCCUCUUAAAUGGUGAUUCUGAUUUAGAAGAUGAAUUAAAAAUCAACCCUGUGCUGAUUGAAAAUGAAAAGAAAAGGCCCAUAAAAAUAACAAAUUAUAAAUGUCAACAUCACUUGCUCUGCCUCACUGCCUUCAUAAUCCUACUCACUGUAGUCCAGGUAUUAUUCUCUAUCUGUGUAGUCAAAAUGUAUUGGAAGAUACAGGAGCUACAGGUGGGACAACAUGUACUGCAAGAAACAGGAAGGAGCAGCCGUCUUGAAUUGAUUGAGAUGAGUGCAGUGAAGAAGAAUGCCAGCGAACAAGAAGAUCUCCAACUGGAAUCAAAACUGAACUUAUGUCAACAGAAAAUCAUGCAUAUGGAUUCCAAAAUUGAAGAUAUUACACAGAAUAUGGAAUCAUUAGAGUCUGGUUAUGAAAAGAUGAAAAAUGACAUAGAGUUGAAUAACAGAGAUGCAUUGUAUGAAAAGGAAACUUCCAAAUUCUUUGACAUUGUUACUAAACUCAAUAGGACUACAUCCAUCGGUCUGAUUGCUUUUAUGCAAAAGCUACUUCAACUGCAAAGUACAAUUGAUCAUGUAACCAGCAGAGUCCACAACUUGGAAGAUUCCUUUGCUUCAAAAGUUCAGGAUGCCAACAAUACUAAGUUACAAAAUAUUGAGGAUGAGCUAUCCACCAUGUCAGCAAAUACUGAUUCACUUGAAUCCAAAAUGGCACAGGGCCUCAGCCAUGCAUCCAGCCAGAUCACCCAGCUUAUGCUUGACAUGACCCAUCUAAAAAAUGACCUUCAAAGUUAUAAAGACAAGCAGAGGAUGGAAGUUCUAGAAUCUGAGUUGAAGGGUCAAUCUGCUUUGAAGAGUCUAUAUGUAUUUCCCACAAAACCACACACAGAGGUUCCAAGAAAGAACAGUACUCUGAAAAUGCCUAUUUUAAUGAACACUACAGGCUUGCAAUUAUUGUUACACAAUGCUUACAAAAAUAAAGAUGCUUUAUUGUCCUAUGAAGAAGUAGUUAAUGCUCUGAAACACCACGCACCUAUUGAGGAGGAACUAAUGGAGUUUGAUACAAAUUCUGACAAAAAGUACUCACUGGCUGAGCUUAAAAAAGCAUUAGGAAUUUAAGGAUACUGAACUGGAAUGAAGUUGACCUUUGCUAUUUAAAUAAUAGAGGGUUUGCUAUAAUGCUGUAUAAAGUGCAUGAAGUGUCCUAAGGAACUGGCAUAUAUUGUAUUAAGUUUGCUUUUGGGGGGUGGAUAAGGCGUGUAUCUCUAAACACCUAUGGUUUGCAAAUUGAACUCUUUUGUUUGGGUCACAGAGGGGUGUUCAAUAUAAUCAUUCUACAAUGAAGUAAUGAUUUUUUAGAAGAUAACAGGCCAACAAACAUAUUUUUUAAGCGGUUAAAGUAUGUGCCUUUUAGUGUUUAUUUCUUAGCAGUGUGUUCCUAUGGAUUAAUUGCCAUUUUACAUUUUUGUCAGUUGAAUUUAAAAAAUACAAUAGAUAUGUGAUUUGUUUAAGGUGAAUGGUAAAUGUAUUUGGAUAUGCUUUUUAAAUGUUCAUUUAUAAAAAAUAAAUUGCCUUUUAUGGCUCACUUGA